This is a messenger RNA of Laetiporus sulphureus 93-53, 2853 nucleotides long. RefSeq lists its product as uncharacterized. Lineage: Eukaryota; Fungi; Basidiomycota; Agaricomycetes; Polyporales; Laetiporaceae. The transcript has 9 exons. The annotation marks the transcript as partial. The record is from RefSeq and is a predicted model, not a curated record.
AAAAUCUUGUCCUGGCUACCUUUUCGCGAAACGUUUCUGGACGAGCUAAUCCGUAUGGAUGGGCUUGCAGAUGCAUUCCCCCUUCAGACCUGUCGAAACUGCACAAGCUUAGGAAUAUUCCGCUGCCAUGAAUGCACAGGGAAGCCUCUCCUGUGCAAGACGUGCAUUCUCAGUGCUCAUUCCGAUCUCCCGCUUCACCGCAUUGAGCAUUGGAAUGACAGCUUUUUUGAGAGCGCAACGUUAGCAUCUCUCGGCUACAUUUAUCAACUAGGACAUGCAGGAAAGCCAUGCCAAAGUCCAAGCAAACCGUAUCCACUGUGUGUAUGUGACAUCAACGGCAUCCACGACAUCAAGGUCUGCUUUUGUCAGUGUAGUGGACUCCACGAGGGCAUCACAUACCGCUGGCAACAACUUCUGCGCGUUGGUUGGUUCCCUGCAAGUACUGAUCGAGCGCAGACCGCCUUCACGUUCCAAGCUCUCGAAUUCUUUCACCAUCUCACUUUACAAGGAAAGACGAAUCUCUAUGACUUCUUUCAAGCUCUUCGGCGGGUUACCGACAAUUCCGGCACUCGUGUGGUAUCGAAUCGCUACAAGCAAGCGGCACACGUCGUCCGCAUAUGGCGCCAUAUGAAGAUGUUGAAGAGAGCAGGGCGUGGUCAUGAUCCAGAUGGCGUUGACGCCACACAAGAAGGAGAGCUCGCGGUGGAGUGCCCAGCCUGUCCCCAUCCUGGUAGCAAUCUACCGGAAGACUGGGAGCGUGCACCUCCAGAACUUUCUUGGCUGUACGUACUAUUUCUCAUGGUGGAUGCAAACUUCCGCAUCCGCUGCAAAGACCGAGGUUUGACCGAUGUCCAUCUGUCACCGGGUUGGGCAUACUACGUGGAGGAAGCGUGCUAUCUGAAGCAUGUCGAGCAACACGCUCACUUAGAGGAGGUACGUAAUACCUGCACUGCGGAGCACAAUGCAAUAAUCAAAGCAAAUCUUCGCAAGGAAGGCUACCUGGCAUCUGGAGUGGGUGCCGUGCUCUGUGCCCGCCAUGCAUUUGUCCGCAAGAAGGGAGUCGGAGACCUUCAGAAAGGAGAAAAAUUCUGCAACAUCGACUAUCUCAUUCUAUCCACCCUCACAUCGCUUGUUCUCCUCUGGCUCUUUCUUACCUACGACAUUGCGUGCCAGUUUAGCAAGAACUUCCAGAAGCGAAAUGCUACGUACCGUGAAGACCUCCAUCUCGACUUUGAUCGUAUCAAUAUUCGCUGGGGAAUACCGAAAAAACAUCUUCCGGCUCACGGCCCCAACCAUGCGCGAUAUUCUCUCAACUAUGUUCGGCAUGUGGGACGCACGUAUGGCGAGGGCAUCGAGUCGAGCUGGUCGCACAUGAAUCCAAUCGCAAUGAGCGCACAGGAGAUGGGACCCGCGAUGCGUCAAGAGGUACUUGACGAUCAUUGGGGUGCAUGGAAUUGGGGAAAGAUAAUCAAUCUCGGCAAGCACAUGCAAAAUUCAUACAAGGAGGCAGUCUCAAUGCGCCAGAAGCACCGAGAUAUCUUCAACGAAUUCACGGAUACAUUUGCACCGGCAGUAAUCAAGGAAUGGGAAGAUAUUCAUGAGGCCUGGCAGCAGAAUCACGAUCAUAAGCCUGACCCUUUCGAAGAGCCAACCUCCACGUGGACGAUGAAUGCAGUACGCCUACAACUGGCACAAGAAGAUGCCGCCGAAGCUGCUCGUGGACAUAUAGCACCUCAUGAAGUGACUGCCAGUGUAUUCCUUCAGCUCGGCUUAGAGCUAGAAGGUCAACAUCAUAGCCGUGUAUCACAGCUCAAGUCUAUCGGGAAAAGUGACGCCAUGCGUGCUGACUCUCAACAGAAACAGAAUGCGCUGUAUCAUCGCAUUCAAGGGUGGCGCACCUUGCAGGACAUUUACAUGCCCAUAGCGGCACAGCUACGUGCUCCGUACAUCAGCAUUGAAGAAAUAGCGGAAGAGCCAGACCAUGCAGCUAACGACAUGAAGCUGUGGUUGCCAUCAUCCCUUUCUGUUGACUUGCAGAGCUCCGAAGCAAUGCGUGAUCUUGUCAUGAAGGAGACACGGCUCCGCAUUGCUCAAGCUGAUGAUGCACUUGCAGAAAUUCGUCGGUUACGUCGUGUUCUCAUGGAGGUCCGUCAAUUCCGCAAGAUGAAUGUAUCCGGCACUGGACAAAAAGCAAAUACGAGGAUGCGUACAUUGUUUACGCGUUUCACAGACAAGAUCCAGCGUGCCACCUCCACCUAUCGUGUCGCUCGUGCUGCUCUCUUCGUACUCGAUCCUGGUGGUGACUGGUCAAAUCGCUUUCUUGUUCUGGAAGAUAAGCACAUCUCUGGACCAAGGCGUGAUGAUGAUGGAACAGGAGAGGGCCGGUAUGAGCUAUCCUGGAUCUGGUGUGUCAAACGUCCAGAUGGGACCACUAUUAGUGAGGAGGUCUCGAAUACCAGUGAGUACAAUGAUAGCAUGCGUGUCGAGUGGGCACGUACAAAGGCACGGGCAGAUAGAUGGGCUGAGGAGAAGGAACUUCUGGAGGAGGAGAUGCGACGAGUGAUUGAGUAUCUCAGGUGGAAGGCGAGAUGGUGGUGUCAGCAUGCAGAUGAACGCACUGACGUUUCUCCAUCCCUGGCAUGUGGGCUUCAUGCCUAUGCUGAAAAAGAGGCUGCAAUCUUUCAAAAACUCUCCAUCAAGUUCACGUCCAUGUGGCUGCCUUUGCUGCACAAGGCUGGCACAGUUCCAGAAUGGGUCAAGGAUUUUACAGAUGCAGUGUGCAAAUCUAUUGAAGAGGAAGGCUCUGAGGAUGACGUUGAGGCUGAGUCUGACAUUCCUGAAGAUGAUUUGUAG